UUUCUUCGAUUAAAGUUCCAUUCUUUACCCAUUUCGUAAUCUAAUCAGGUUCAGGUGCACGCAAUUAGCGUGCAUGAGCCCUCUUCCGGUGGUUCGAUGAUUUGAAAUUAAGCCCUUCUAGAUUGUUCCGUUGCCAGCACUUCCCCCUUUUUUAGAUGCAAUCUUACCUGUUUUCAGCUGUAAAUAUCUUCCAAAUCCAGUUUUUUCUGAGAGAUUUAUGGAAAAGUUGGAUUUUUGGGAUGGCGUGUGAUAAGUUUUGGGGGUUUCGUUCUCGAAUCCGAGGCGGCGGAGGGGGAGGCUGAUUCAACAGGGUGAAACGAGUAGGCAGAAUCAAUGGAUGAAUAUCUAGCUGCAAGAUAUUGGUGCCACAUGUGCUCAAGAAUGGUGAGUCCGAUCAUGGGAGCCGAGAUCGAAUGCCCAAUCUGCAACAGUGGAUUUGUGGAGGAGAUGAAUGGGGGAGGAGAAGCAGCCACAUCUCCUGACCUAGAAUUGAACAGGGACCUCUCUCUCUGGGCUCCCAUCUUGCUUGAAAUGCUCAGUGGUAGCUCCUUGAGGCGCCGCCGUCUCCGCCGUGAAGAAGAAGAGGGCAACUCUGGCCGGGGACAUGACUCGGAAGCUGCUAGUAACCGGCGGCGGAGACGGAGCCCAGCCAUUCUACAGAUGCUCCGUGCCCUUAGGGAGGGCAAUGGAUUGGAUUCUGAUGGAGAUGAGAAUGAUAGGGAGAGGGACAGGGACCGGACACAGUUGCUUAUGGAUCUCAUCAACAAUGCCAUGGAGGGCUCUCUAGACGCGAAUAAUGCACGAGGACAGAGCUCGAACAGCAGCAACAGCGGUGUCUCAUUGAGAGAUUCAUUCUUCGGACCAGGCCUAGAUCUCCUCCUGCAGCAUUUGGCCGAGAGCGAUCCAAAUUUUCAUGGCACUCCACCUGCUCAUAAAUCAGCAGUGGAGGCAAUGCCCACCAUAAAGAUUACAGAGAACCUGAGCUGCUCAAUUUGCUUGGAUGAUUUUGAAAUCGGCACUAAGGCCAAGGAGAUGCCUUGCAAGCAUAAGUUCCAUGGCAAUUGCAUCCUGCCAUGGCUUGAGCUCCACAGUUCCUGUCCGGUUUGCCGUUUUCAGGUGCCUACAGAGGAGUCAAAGGUCUCAGAUGCUGCUAAUCGGGAGGAGCUUCGUGAUAGUGGUGGUGGUAGUAGCGACAGCAGCGAUGGAGGGAGCGAGAGGGGUUCCUGGUUACCCGUUCCUUGGCCAUUCAAUGGCUUGUUCUCUUUGCUGGGGUCUCACCGGAGUGGAAAUUCUUCCUCAACACAACCAUCCUCUUCCUCGCAGCCCACCACCGGAGGUAACUCUCAUCCUGAUGCAAGCUGAAAAAUGUUGAUUCAUUCUGCUGUUGUUUCAUGAGUGACAUGUGGUUUGUUGUAAAUAUUGUUUUGUUCGCUAUUUGAACGAUGGAAGAAUAACUUGGCCGUGCUUCGAUCCUAA
Messenger RNA from Zingiber officinale, 1476 nucleotides. RefSeq names its product E3 ubiquitin-protein ligase SIRP1-like. The record is from RefSeq and is a predicted model, not a curated record. Gene Ontology annotation, molecular function: ubiquitin protein ligase activity. The coding region runs from base 334 to 1362 and encodes 342 amino acids. NCBI's taxonomy places the organism in Eukaryota, Viridiplantae, Streptophyta, Magnoliopsida, Zingiberales, Zingiberaceae. Gene Ontology annotation, biological process: protein ubiquitination. Gene Ontology annotation, cellular component: cytoplasm. The transcript is spliced from 2 exons.